AUGCGUCAAAAAAAAAACAAAAAUUGGUUUUGCAACAGGCCACUGUCUCCUGUUUCAGUUAAAGGAAAAGAUAGCCAGACAUCAAGGGAGCAACUUCUGCUAGAUGACGCAGAACCGGAGUUUAGUUUGUCAGUUUCAACUAUGUACGACAGUGAUGCUGAUCCUGAGUACUUUCCUGAUUCUGACGAUAAUAGUUGUGGUGCAACUGUCACUGAUAUCAAAGUGAGAGACAAUAAUUCAGAAUCCAAGUUGAACUCAACUAUGAACUUAUCUGAUGAUACUUAUACGGAAAGGGUGUUUGAAAAGGUUCACAUUCUACAAAAUAUAAGAAUAGACACAAAAAUCCCGGAAAAAGACAUUUUACCGAAUUUAACUACUGGUUUAGUCCAACAAGAACAGGUAGACUGUGGGGAUGCAGAAAUGCAGGUUCAUAAAAUAAAUCGCGAAUUAACAAAAAAUAAAGAUAGUAUUUAUAGAAACAAGACAUCAUAUAAAAGGAAGAAAGAUACGUGCUAUUUUUGUGAAUCUGAAAUACUGAAUUUUGGAAGGCAUAUGGAAAGAAAUCAUUCGUCUGAAAUAGAAGUGCAGAAAAUAUUCUCCAAAAAAAUCAAAUCUGAGGAGAGAAGACAACUUCUAGCUCUUUUAAGGAAAAAAGGAAAUUAUAUUGUAAAUUCAGUGAAAUGUACAAAGCCUGUCAGAGAAGCUGUGGAAUCAGAUAAAACUUUUUUGCCAUGUUCAAAUUGUUUGGGUUUUUACAGAGCUAAGUUUUUAUAUCGGCACAAGAAAAAAUGUACAGGAGAAGGCACUAAGAAUGCCCAAGCUGAAGGGCAGAAUUUUUUACUGCAUAAUAAAAAUAAAAUUGAUAAGCAUUUGAAGGAGCAAGUAUUUCCAAGAAUGAGAGCUGACAAAAUUUCUCUUGCAGCUAAGUCAGAUUUUCUCAUAUGCGCCUUCGGCGCUAGAUAUCUAAAAACACAUAGAGAAAAGCACGAAAUUUAUGUAACAAGUAGAAAAAUGAGAGAACUCUCUAGACUUUUACUGACAUUAAAGAAAAUUGAGUCUUCAGUUCAAAAUCUGUUUCAUGCACUUCAGUCAAAAUACUAUGAUCAAAUCGUAGAGGCAACAAAAUUGGUAGCAAAAUAUGAUUCUUCAAAAGAUCUCUUUAUAUCACCUACAUACGCCAUGAAUAUCAGUACUUCCCUAAAGCAAUGCUGUGAUAUAGCAACCUAUAUGUUAAUAAAAAAUGAACCCUCUGUAGAAAAUUCUAAAAAUGAAUCAAAUUUGAAAACUUUUAUUCACUUACUAGAGGCUAACUGGCGAUUUGAUGUAUCAAGUCAAGCUGCCAAUGACUUGAACAUUCAAAAAUUUAAUAAAAUAACGAUUGUUCCCUUGGCAAGUGAUUUAAAAUUAUUAAAAGAUCAUUUAAUUUUAAAAGCUAAAGAGGCUUUACGACUCCUACAGCAAGAUUCUGGUAAUGCAGUUGCUUUUAAUAAUCUUUUAGAGACCAUAUAUUGCAGGACGAUUUUGUUAAAUAGAAAACGCCCUGGCGAAUUACAGCGUAUGUUGGUUCAUACCUAUAGUAGUAUAAAUAAGAAAGCUGACAGUUACGAGGAAUUUAAAGAAGCAGUUAGCGAAACGGAAAAAAUAUUACUGAAAAAUAUGAAAAGAGUAGUCAUCAGAGGCAAAAGAGGACGUGGCGUACCUGUAAUAUUUAGUACUGAUAUGCAAUAUCAUAUAGAAGAGUUACUAAAAAUAAGAAAUGAGUUUCUAGGAGACGAAAAUCCUUAUUUAUUUGGUAAGGCCAAAACAACAACAACAAUUCAAGGUUAUAGAGUAUUAGCUAAAUAUGCCAAAGCUUGUGGUGCAAAAAAUCCAGACGCUUUAACAUGCACUAGAUUAAGAAAACAUCUAGCAACAUUGACACAAUUAUUUAAUUUAAAUGAGAAUGAAAUAGAACAACUGUCUACGUUUAUGGGCCAUACAUCUAGUGUCCAUAAAAAUUCAUAUCGCCUGCCGGACGAUGUUUACCAGACAGCAAAAGUUGCUAAAUUAUUAAUUUUGAUGGAAAAAGGCAAAGCAGGAACAAAUAAAGGAAAAACUUUAGACGAAAUAGAUUUAGAGGAAGAUCUUUUGAAAAACACAGAUAUGGAAAGUGAUGACGAAGAGAAUGAACUGAAUGAAAAUCUAGAAAAUGAAAGUUCUUAUCUUAAUGAAAAUGAAAGUUCUUAUCUUAAUGAAAACGAAAAUUCUAACCCUACCGAACCUGAAGCGGUUCAAAAUAGUCCUGAUCCUGCAGUAACGGCCCCACUGCCAAGAAAAAAUAAAAGAAUAUUAGUUCCUUGGACCAAAGAGCAGAAAAAAAUAGUAAAAAAUUAUUUUCAUAGACAUAUAAAAAAUAAAAAACCUCCUAAACGAUUUGAAUGCGAAGACUUAAAAGCUAAGCAUCCGAAGUUGCUAAAUAAUAAAGAUUGGCUGAAGAUGAAGGUUUUUGUGCAAAAUUUAUACACAAAAAAAAAUUAA
This is a messenger RNA of Psylliodes chrysocephalus, 2517 nucleotides long. The record is from the annotation of a GenBank genome assembly. NCBI's taxonomy places the organism in Eukaryota, Metazoa, Arthropoda, Insecta, Coleoptera, Chrysomelidae.